AUGUCUAUGGAGGCUAGGACUCAAUUGUAUAAGAAGGUGAAGCCAUUUGUGGCAAUAAUUUUAGUGCAACUUGGCCAUGCAGGGAUGUCCAUAAUCGCUAAGCUUGCCCUAAACAAGGGAAUGAAUCCACGUGUGUUCAUAGCCUACCGAUAUGCCGUCGCCACUAUGGUCAUUGCUCCUUUCGCCAUUUUCUACGAUAGGAAGAAAAGGGCAAAGUUGACCUACUCUGUCUUUGCCAAGAUUAUGUUGCUUGCCUUAUUGGGGCCUGUAGCAUACCAGAACUUGUACUACGAGGGGGUGAAGCUUACUUCAGCAACUUAUUCAAGAGCAUUGUUCAAUGUUGUUCCUGUGUUUACAUUUGCAAUGGCUUGGAUUUUACGUCUUGAGAAAGUAAAUAUUAGGAGACGGGGUAGCCAGGCAAAGGUAUUGGGGACCAUAGUCACGAUUGGAGGAGCUAUGCUUAUGACUCUGGUUAAAGGUCCUUCGUGGAAUUUGCCAUGUACAUAUGGACAUUGCCAUCAAGAAUCUGCAAGUGCAGCAAAUAAGCAAGAUGUCAAGGGUGCUCUCAUGAUGCUAGCAGGUUUUUUCUGCCAGUCUGGUUACAUUAUUCUUCAAGCAAUUACACUGGAAUCAUACCCCACAGAGCUUUCCCUAGCAGCUUUAAUAAGUUUGAUGGGCACACUAGAAAGUACCAUAGUGGCUUUUGCUAUGGAAUGGAGGAACCUUACGGCUUGGUCAAUGCGCUUUGAUAUUAAGCUCAUAGCUGUUGUAUAUGCUGGCAUAGUAACUACAGCGUUCAGCAUUUACAUUUAUGGAAUGGUAAUAAAGGAAAAAGGACCUGUUUUCGUGACUGCUUUUAGUCCACUAAGCACAAUUCUAGUUGCAAUUAUGGGCUCCUUCAUUUUGGUCGAGACAAUGUUCUUAGGAAGCGUUAUUGGAGCGAUUGUCAUUAUUGUUGGCCUAUAUAUGUUUUUAUGGGGCAAGAACCAGGAUCAGAAGUCAGGUGCUGAAAGGGUAGUAGUACCAACUGCCCAAAAUACGGCUACUGCAGAUGAGCGGAUGACGACUUCAAAUCAAGAAUUUAUGGCCAUCAAUAUGACAAGUACAAAAUCUACCGAUGGAACUGCAUGA
Messenger RNA from Quercus lobata, 1131 nucleotides. RefSeq names its product WAT1-related protein At2g39510-like. Bases 1 to 1131 code for a protein of 376 amino acids. The transcript has 7 exons. Lineage: Eukaryota; Viridiplantae; Streptophyta; Magnoliopsida; Fagales; Fagaceae. The record is from RefSeq and is a predicted model, not a curated record. Gene Ontology annotation, cellular component: membrane. Gene Ontology annotation, molecular function: transmembrane transporter activity.